GGGACACCGACCUGAUGGGAUUUCAGGAAGUUGCAGAUGAGUCCCCCAUGUCCACGGCAACACCAGCUAGCAAAAACACGGCACUGCAGGAGGAACUGGCAACAUGAGCUGGAGCUUCUUGACACGACUGUUAGAAGAAAUCCACAAUCACUCCACAUUUGUUGGAAAAAUCUGGCUGACGGUUCUCAUAGUCUUCCGAAUUGUUCUGACUGUCGUCGGAGGGGAAUCCAUUUAUUACGAUGAACAGUCAAAGUUCGAGUGCAACACAGAUCAGCCAGGCUGCGAGAAUGUGUGCUACGAUGCCUUCGCCCCCCUUUCCCAUGUACGUUUUUGGGUAUUUCAGAUUAUCUUGGUGGCCACCCCACCACUUUUGUAUUUGGGUUAUGCAAUUCACAAAAUCGCCAAAAUGGAGGAACGCUUUGAGUACGAUAAGAAGGCAAGGUUCAGAGCCAUGCCCAAGCGCUGGAAGCAGAAUCGGGCUGUAGAGGAGGUAGAAGAAGAACAUGAAGAAGACCCCAUGAUGUACCCAGGGACUGAGCAGGGUAGUGACAGAGGGAACCACGGCCAUGUCAAGAUUAAGCAUGAUGGUCGAAGGCGGAUUCGGGCUGAUGGAUUGUUGAGGAUUUAUGUCCUGCAGCUGAUUGUCAGGACGGUUUUUGAGGUAGGGUUUUUGGCUGGUCAGUAUUUCCUUUAUGGCUUUGAAGUUAUCAGGAGAUACGAGUGUGAGAAAGACCCUUGUCCACACACAGUGGACUGCUUUAUAUCCCGACCUACUGAAAAGACCAUCUUCCUGUUAAUAAUGUAUGGCGUCAGCUGCUUGUGCCUUCUCCUGAACAUAUGGGAGAUGCUUCACCUUGGCUUUGGGACUAUACGGGACGCACUUAACAACAGGGGGAAGCAAGUGGACGAUUCUUCUUCCUCUACCUAUCCUUUCUCAUGGAACACUCCUUCAGCUCCACCUGGAUACAACAUUGCUGUGAAACCAGACCAAAUCCAUUAUACAGAACUGACCAAUGCCAAAAUGGCUUACAAGCAGAACAGGGCCAACAUAGCUCAGGAGCAACAAUACAGGACAAGUGAGGACACUCUCCCCGCUGACCUAGAACACCUUCAUCAGGAAGUGCGCAUGGCACAAGAACGCUUGCAAACUGCCAUUCACGCUUACUCAACUCAGAGCAACCCACCUUCCACCAAAGAGAAGCGAUCCAAAAAAGGGUCUAACAAGAGCAGCGUCAGCAGCCGGUCCGGAGACGGAAAGACCUCUGUGUGGAUUUAAACCUGCUGUAGCAGAAAGUUGUGACUCCUUGUCUCCGGGAGGAACAUAAGGCAGAGUGAUGGCUUCCAUUCGUGUAAAUAUUUUGGUUCUCUUAACGUUGUAGAAGCACAGACUGCACAGCCUGGAUACAAGAAGAAAAAAAGAAACAUCCUAUGGAUUCUGCUGCCUGGUCCUUUAUUUCUCUUGUAUCAUGAGACUUUAUUACUGUGACCUGCAGUAUGUCAGGCUGUUCUUUUAUAUCUAAUGUUCAAACAUUGCAAUUAUUAUGACAAUCCUGUUUUGUUAAAUGCUAAACUUUUUAUACAGUUAAUUUUUAUGAGUUUUUUCAUUCAGGAAAUGUGUAGAGUUGCUU
This is a messenger RNA of Nanorana parkeri, 1628 nucleotides long. RefSeq names its product gap junction protein gamma 1 (gene GJC1). Bases 104 to 1276 code for a protein of 390 amino acids. Gene Ontology annotation, cellular component: connexin complex. Gene Ontology annotation, biological process: cell communication. The transcript has 3 exons. NCBI's taxonomy places the organism in Eukaryota, Metazoa, Chordata, Amphibia, Anura, Dicroglossidae. The record is from RefSeq and is a predicted model, not a curated record.